Dictyostelium purpureum is the source of this 561-nucleotide messenger RNA. RefSeq lists its product as uncharacterized. The record is from RefSeq and is a predicted model, not a curated record. Lineage: Eukaryota; Evosea; Eumycetozoa; Dictyosteliales; Dictyosteliaceae. The transcript has a single exon. Bases 136 to 534 code for a protein of 132 amino acids.
CAUUUUCAUUUGGUUAACAUUAUAAAAUAAAAGUAUAAGAAGAUAAUAAUAAUAAUAAUAAUAAAAUAAUAAAAUAUUAAUAAUAAAAUAGAAAAGAAAAAAAAAAAAAAAUAAUUAAAAGAACAAUUUUUAAACAUGUCAUCACCAAAAUCACAUUAUAACAGAUCACAUCGUCAUUCUGGUGGUGUUUCAUCAUCUGUAUCUACCCCAUCAUCAUCACCACGUUCACAUUCAUCAAAAAGAAAAAGCGAAACCCUAUGCACUAUUUGUUUAAAAGAAACCAUUCCAAUUCUAUCAAGAGAAAAGUUAUUUACCAUUCAACAUUUUUGCUCCAUGGGAUGCUAUUCAAAACAAUUACUUUUAGAAUCAUCCAUCUUUGAAGCCACAAUUUCCAAUGAGGCAAAUUCUUUGUCAUCAUCAUCACCAUCAUCAACAUCUAUAAACCCAAAUUUAUCAACUAAUGUUUCUUCAGAGUCUUCUUUUCGGAAGUUUGGCUUUAAAUCAAAUGAUAUCAACAACAUUAUCCAAGUUUAAAAUUAUAAACAACAAAAACAAAAAAUG